AUGGAGCUGGGCCUCUCUGAGCUGGAUCUAUUUGAGCUGGGCUUCUCUGAGCUGGGCCUCUCUGAGCUGGAUCUAUUUGAGCUGGGCUUCUCUGAGCUGGGCCUCUCUGAGCUGGAUCUAUCUGAGCUGGGCCUCUCUGAGCUGGGCCUCUCUGAGCUGGGCCUCUCUGAACUGGAUCUAUCUGAGCUGGGCCUCUCUGAGCGCUACGCUGCGAUCCCAUCUGCCCGCCUCCCCCCAUCUGCCCGCCUCCCCCCAUCUGCCCGCCUCCCCCAUCUGCCCGCCUCCCCCCAUCUGCCCGCCUCCCCCAUCUGCCCGCCGCCCCCAUCUGCCCGCCGCCCCCAUCUGCCCGCCUCCCCCAUCUGCCCGCCUCCCCCCAUCUGCCCGCCUCCCCCAUCUGCCCGCCUCCCCCCAUCUGCCCGCCUCCCCCAUCUGCCCGCCUCCCCCCAUCUGCCCAACCUCCCCCAUCUGCCCAACCUCCCCCAUCUGCCCGCCUCCCCCAUCUGCCCAACCUCCCCCAUCUGCCCGCCUCCCCCCAUCUGCCCAACCUCCCCCAUCUGCCCGCCUCCCCCAUCUGCCCGCCUCCCCCCAUCUGCCCAACCUCCCCCAUCUGCCCGCCUCCCCCAUCUGCCCAACCUCCCCCAUCUGCCCAACCUCCCCCAUCUGCCCGCCUCCCCCAUCUGCCCAACCUCCCCCAUCUGCCCAACCUCCCCCCAUCUGCCCAACCUCCCCCAUCUGCCCGCCUCCCCCAUCUGCCCAACCUCCCCCAUCUGCCCAACCUCCCCCAUCUGCCCAACCUCCCCCAUCUGCCCAACCUCCCCCAUCUGCCCGCCUCCCCCCAUCUGCCCAACCUCCCCCAUCUGCCCAACCUCCCCCAUCUGCCCAACCUCCCCCAUCUGCCCAACCUCCCCCCCAUCUGCCCAACCUCCCCCAUCUGCCCAACCUCCCCCAUCUGCCCAACCUCCCCCAUCUGCCCAACCUCCCCCAUCUGCCCAACCUCCCCCAUCUGCCCGCCUCCCCCAUCUGCCCAACCUCCCCCAUCUGCCCAACCUCCCCCAUCUGCCCAACCUCUCCCCAUCUGCCCAACCUCCCCCAUCUGCCCGCCUCCCCCAUCUGCCCGCAGAAAUGCGGGAUGAAGAGUUUCAGCUAGAGAUUCCACCCACCCAUUUGUCAGAGGAGGGAUAUCACCGUGUCCCUCUGUUUAACACCUCAUUCCCCAUGCAGUUUAACACCUCAUUCCCCGUGCAGUUUAACACCUCAUUCCCCAUGCAGUUUAACACCUCAUUCCCCAUGCAGUUUAACACCUCAUUCCCCAUGCAGUUGAACACCUCAUUCCCCAUGCAGUUGAACACCUCAUUCCCCAUGCAGUUUUGUAACACCUCGUUCCCCAUGCAGUUUAGCACCUCAUUCCCCAUGCAGUUUAGCACCUCAUUCCCCAUGCAGUUUAACACCUCAUUCCCCAUGCAGUUUAGCACCUCAUUCCCCAUGCAGUUUAACACCUCGUUCCCCAUGCAGUGUAACACCUCAUUCCCCGUGCAGUUUAACACCUCAUUCCCCAUGCAGUUUAACACCUCAUUCCCCGUGCAGUUUAACACCUCAUUCCCCAUGCAGUUUAACACCUCAUUCCCCAUGCAGUUUUGUAACACCUCGUUCCCCAUGCAGUUUAACACCUCAUUCCCCAUGCAGUUUAACACCUCGUUCCCCAUGCAGUUUUGUAACACCUCAUUCCCCGUGCAGUUUAACACCUCAUUCCCCAUGCAGUUUAACACCUCAUUCCCCGUGCAGUUUAACACCUCAUUCCCCGUGCAGUUUAACACCUCAUUCCCCAUGCAGUUUAACACCUCAUUCCCCAUGCAGUUUAACACCUCAUUCCCCAUGCAGUUUAACACCUCAUUCCCCGUGCAGUUUAACACCUCAUUCCCCGUGCAGUUUAGCACCUCAUUCCCCAUGCAGUUUAACACCUCAUUCCCCAUGCAGUUUAGCACCUCAUUCCCCAUGCAGUUUAACACCUCAUUCCCCAUGCAGUUUAACACCUCAUUCCCCAUGCAGUUUAACACCUCAUUCCCCAUGCAGUUUAGCACCUCAUUCCCCAUGCAGUUGUAA
This is a messenger RNA of Oncorhynchus nerka (sockeye salmon), 2100 nucleotides long. RefSeq lists its product as uncharacterized. Bases 1 to 2100 code for a protein of 699 amino acids. The transcript is spliced from 8 exons. NCBI's taxonomy places the organism in Eukaryota, Metazoa, Chordata, Actinopteri, Salmoniformes, Salmonidae. The record is from RefSeq and is a predicted model, not a curated record.